CGUAAAUAUCUGUUAAGUUUAAAUUGUUUUAAGAAUGUGGCAUUUUGUGUAUGGAAGAAUUAAUAUCGAGAAUCGUCAGCAAAUAAAAAUAAUGACGCAUAUCUCGUGCCUUCGUAUUGAAAUGGCCAACUCUUAACAAUUCUCGAUAAUUGUCCGUGCAACAUGGAAGAAACAGAAACCACAAUGGACUUUGUAGACAGCAAAAGGAAACGGUCGACGCAAAAGGCGUUGAUGACGAAAUUAUACAAUGAACUUGAGAAAAACAUGAUGUCGCGUGAUAACAUAUAUCAAGUGAAAGUUUUAUUCCAGAAACUUUACGAGAGAUUUGAACAGUUCAAAAAUGCUCAUCUCCAAUGUUUAGAUUUGUGCUCAGUGCCGGAUGUGGCUGAAAAUUUGGAACUGACGUAUGAAUAUUGCCUACAGAACUUUGUUGAAUUCCGGGAGCGGUUUUCCCAGUGGACAGCAAUUGACAAGAAAACACCGGAAGAGGAUGACGCGUGUUCCGUGGCAAGCCGGAUAAGUUCGGCGUCGUCAGGGUCAGCCAUAUCGGAACUCCGGAACGCGAAGGCUAAACGCUUAGUACUCGAGCAUAAGCUCAAGAAAAUGAAGGAGGGGCAUGAAUUUGAGUUAGCAAGCAAGGAGCUCAAAUUGAAGAAACAGAUGUUUGACACGCAGUGCGAGCUGGAGGAAGCGGUCCUAGAGGAAUCCGUGUGGAGGGAGGCAGACUGCGACAAGUCCGGGACUAAGACCGAUGAUGAGGACCGUGCCGCGAUUAACGUUUCCAAUCUGGCACCGAGAUCUGCAACCGAGUAUCCGGGGCCUGAUGUGCACGUGGACGGUGGACGGGCGGGCGUUUCAUCGACCGGAAGUGUAGGUGUUUCGGACUUAUUUGCGCGCACGAGUGUUACGCACACGAGUGUGACGAACCCGAAUGCAAAAGCGUCUACAUCCGAGGACCAUGGCCAGCGUGACUUACGGUCGACACAGCAGUCUACGCACAACAACUCAGCACUAGCGGUAAAUUCUACUAGCGACAUCAGCGUAUCGCACGUGGACGACAGAACAGUAACGUCGGCGCCGUCUAAAGAGCAACCACCGACGGAAGUGCCUCUACCCAAAGUGAACAAUCUCAUAAGUAAGGAGGACGCACCGGGAGCCAGCGACCGAAAGCCGACUCCUGAGCGCCAAAAGCCGAACCCGACACCGGCGCCUACUAUGCGGCCUAAAGAACAUAAGGUGGAGCGUACGUUGCCACCGGCCGUAGAAACAUCGAAACCGAUGGGUCGUGGCGCAGAGAGGCAUGGGGAGCGGGUAGUCGUCAAGCCGGCACAGGCCACCGGCGCCGACAACACUAAAACGUUGGAGGAAAGGGAUAGAAAACAAGGUCAACUUCAAGGUGUGGCGGGUCGUAGUACGCAAGAGGAGGACCGAAAACGUAGAGAGAAAUUCACCGGUUCCGAAUUUAGCGACGGGACCAACGCGUCAACCAACAAGUACAGACCGACGCGGACCCACUUGCCAUCAGACGACCAUGGACCUUCCGGUGUGCACACCUUGCCGGCGGUCUCUAUCGACCCAGAGCCACGCCGGAUAUCGCCUGAGCCGGAUAUUCGGCAGAAAGUCGCGAUGGAUCUGAAACGAAAGAAGGCAUUAAUGACCAUAGAAAAGACCAUGGAUAGCAAACACAAAGCCAGGGACAGUCGCAGUAGGAGCAGAUCAACUAAAAGAAAAAAGAAGAAAAAGUCCCUCAGUAGAAGUCGUUCAAGGUCAAUGUCAAUGGCACGCGAAAGAAAGAAGAAGAAAAGAAAAGAUCGCUUAUACAGUAGGAGUAAAAGCAGAAGUGUGGAGAGAAAAGAUAGAUACAGGGAGGAGAAGUACAGCGCCGAAGACAACGUACGGAGGGGACACUUGUCUCUGGGACGGGUUGUCAAGGUCAUUCCUGGAAGGGAUGGGCACGUGCGUAGCUGUGUAGUUCGGACUCGGGGUUCCCAAUCAGUGAAACCUAUUACUAAACUGUGCUUGUUAGAGACUGCGAUCUAGGGCUCCAUAGAAUUUUACAAUCCUGAACUAGGGUUCUUAUGAAUGUAUUAUUUGAAUGACGUAUGACUCGCGGUUAUUGAACCCUGACUAAUUUUUAGUUUAAAGGUUAUGUAUUUCAUGUAAUUUAUGUAAAUUGUAUAACAAUUUUAACAUUAUCACAUUAAAUUGAUAAUACUUGUAUAAGUCACUUUAAAAUUGAGUGAAUCGUUAUAUACAAUUAAAGACUUUUUUUAUUUUAUCAUCUGAUAUAGAGUGUCGAUGUAAUUUCUUUCAACGAUGAUGGAAUUGUUUGUCACAGUUAUGUUUGUUAUGCAUUUGUUACAAUUGACAUAAAAUAUGCAUUAAUGAGUCAAUGUGUAUCAUUAAUAAUAACUUUAAGUAUAUAAUACUCACCUGUCCAGUUUUUAAUGAUGCGGUAUGAAUGUUAUAUGUGCAUAUGUGAUGAUUUCAUACAUGAUAAUUAUAGUUAAUGAUGUAACAUAUAACUAUGUUCUUUAUUCAGAUUAUUAAUGGUGAAAAGAAAGGAGAGAAUGCUAGCAAACUUAUUUCGUUGUGAAUGAAAUUACCUAUUAUUGCAUAUGUUUGUACUUAUUCUUAUCACAUAUUAUGAUUUUUUUUAAUGAUAAGUAUAUUAACUUACUGAAAUUAUUUUCAGACUUAAGUUUAAUUGACUUAUCGUACGCAUGACUGUUUUGGGUUUCCCCUGGUAAAAUAUUGUUUACCUUGUCAGUGUCAUAGUGAGUAAUGCUUAUCUGCUUUAUGCAGAAUGUAUAUAUAUGUGUUUCAAUUAGUAUGGCUAAUUGAAUAUUUAAUUGACAUUAAGAUGUCUCUUGUUUAAAAGAUUACAGUUCACUAUGCAUGAUAUGUGAUGAAAUACUGAGAUAGUUCAUUGGGAAGGCGGAAAACUACAACGGGCGAGGCAUGGUAUGGUAUUGCGCAAGGGGGGGGGGGGGGGGUAGAGGGUUAGGGUUAGGGUUUGGGUUAGUGUUAGGGGUCGGGUUAGGGUUUGGGUUAGCCUAAACCCAACCCUAACCCUAACCCGACCCCUAAUCCUAACCCUUACCCUAAUCCUUUUUUGGGGUCAUCACCCCUGACCAUGCCUCGCCCGUUGUAGUUUUCCGCCUCCCAUUUCAUUGUGGGGAGUAUAAGAACCUACGCUCUUAUGUUUCUGUUAACGCCGUUCGGGAAAUUUAAUCAUAACGUUGGCGCGUAAAUCUGUUACGUUUAAAUUGUUUUAAGAGUGUGGCAUUUUGUGUAUGGAAGAAUUAAUAUCGGUAAAUAUAUUGUUGGUACUUAUAUUGUAUAUGUAUUUCUGUAUGUAUUAUCAUUAUUAUUACAUACGCGCAAUCGUUUGAAUUAUUUAUUUAAAUACUAUGUUAAUAAUUUGGUAUGUUUGACUGUAUAUAUUAUAAAUGUAUUGUAUUUAUUUUAGAGAAUCGUCAGCAAAUAAAAAUAAUGACGCAUAUCGCGUGCCUUCGUAUU
Molecule: messenger RNA, 3522 nt
Organism: Dreissena polymorpha
Lineage: Eukaryota; Metazoa; Mollusca; Bivalvia; Myida; Dreissenidae
Product: serine/arginine repetitive matrix protein 2-like
Exons: 2
Coding region: 163-2040 (625 amino acids)
Source: RefSeq, a predicted model, not a curated record